This is a messenger RNA of Mustela lutreola (European mink), 11823 nucleotides long. RefSeq names its product myosin XVA (gene MYO15A). Gene Ontology annotation, molecular function: protein binding; ATP binding; cytoskeletal motor activity. The transcript has 65 exons. Gene Ontology annotation, cellular component: myosin complex; cytoskeleton. Lineage: Eukaryota; Metazoa; Chordata; Mammalia; Carnivora; Mustelidae. The record is from RefSeq and is a predicted model, not a curated record. The coding region runs from base 53 to 10627 and encodes 3524 amino acids.
GUCCCAGAGCGCGUGACACAGGGCGCAGCCCGGUGGGGAGCCGGCAGCCACCAUGGCAAAGGAGGAGGAGGAUGAGAAGAAAGCUAAGAAAGGGAAAAAGGGGAAGAAGGCCCCGGAGCCCGAGAAGCCCAAAAGGAGCCUGAAGGGGACGUCGCGGCUGUUCAUGGGCUUCCGCGACCGCACGCCCAAGAUCUCCAAGAAGGGCCAGUUCCGGAGCGCGUCAGCCUUCUUCUGGGGCCUGCACACCGGCCCGCAGAAGACCAAACGCAAGAAGAAGGCACGCACAGUGCUCAAGUCCACAUCGAAGCUCAUGACGCAGAUGCGCAUGGGCAAGAAGAAGCGGGCGAUGAAGGGCAAGAAGCCGUCCUUCAUGGUCAUCCGCUUCCCGGGCCGGCGCGGCUACGGCCGCCUGCGGCCGCGCGCCCGCUCACUCAGCAAGGCGUCCACAGCCAUCAACUGGCUCACCAAGAAGUUCCUCAUCAAGAAGGCCGAAGAGUCCGGCAGCGAGCAGGCCACGCUGGACGCCUGGCUCAACCGCUCAGACUCCCGCGUGGGCUCCCGCAAGCUGCCCUUCCCGUCGGGCGCCGAGAUCCUGCGGCACGGAGGUCGCCUCCGGAGGUUCCCCCGCAGCCGCAGCAUCUACGCGUCCGGUGAGCCGGUGGGCUUCCUGCCCUUCGAGGACGAGGCCCCGUUCAGGCCCUCAGGCUCCCGCAGGUCGCUGUAUGGGCUCGAGGGCUUCCAGGACCUGGGCGAGUAUUACGACUAUCACCGCGAGGGCGACGACUACUACGACCGGCAGUCGCUCUACCAGUACGAGGAGGAGGAGCCUUACCUGGGCUACGGCGGCUACGGCGGCUACGGCCCCUACAACCCGGCCUGGCCGCCCUAUGGAGACCACCCCCACGGGUACCCGCCCGAGGACCCCUACGACUACUACCACCCGGACUAUUACGGCGGCCCCUACUACCCCACGUACCCCUACGGCUAUGGCUACGAGGAUUACGAGCCCCCAUAUGCGCCCCCGGGGGGGUACGCUUCCCCCUACAGCUACUAUGAUGGGUACCAAGGCGAGCCGUACCCGCACGGCUACUACCUGGAUCCCUACGCCCCUUAUGAGGCGCCAUACCUGCCCUACAACCUCCCGUACGACCUCCCGUACGACGUACCCUAUUUUGAUCCCCACGGAGGGCCCUAUGGCGCCCCCUACGCAGAAGGCAUCUAUGGUGGCGCGGACCAGGCUCUCUACCCUCCGGAAGCACCCUAUCUUUACCCAGAGGAGCCGGCCUUCGCCUACCCGUGGGCACCGCCGCCCAUCCUGUCGCCCCACAACCCGUACGCCCACCCCAUGGAUGACAUCGCGGAGCUGGAGGAGCCAGAGGAGGCGGGCGGCGAGCGGCAGAGCACCUCCUUCCGCCUGCCCAGCGCGGCCUUCUUCGAGCAGCAAGGCAUGGACAAGCCCGCCAGGUCCAAGCUGUCCCUCAUCCGCCGGUUCCGCCUCUUCCCGCGGCCCCAGGUGAAGCUGUUCGGGAAGGAGAAGCUGGACGUGUCCCUGCCCCCGUCCCUGGACAUCCCCCUGCCCUUGGGGGAUGAGGACGAAGACGAGGACGAGGAGGAGAUGCCCCCGGUGUCCCGGGUGCCCUACGCCCACCCCUUCUGGGGCUUCCUGACGCCGCGCCAGCGCAACCUCCAGCGCGCCCUCUCCGCCUUCGGCGCCCACCGGGGCCUGGGCUUCGGCCCUGAGUUUGGCCGCCCCCCACCCCGCCCGGCCACCUCGCUGGCGAGGUUUCUCAAAAAGACGCUGUCGGAAAAGAAGCCCAUCCCGCGGCUCAGGAGCAGCCAGAAGGCCCGGCCGGGCGGCCCGGCGGUGCGGGAGGCGGCCUACAAGCGCUUCGGCUACAAGCUGGCCGGCAUGGACGCGGAGCGGCCCAGCACGCCCAUCGUGCUGCGGAGGGCCGAGGCGCGGGCCCGCAACAACAACAACUCCCGCCGGCCCCCCGCGCCCGCGCCCGCGCCCGCGCCCCCGUCCGCGCCCGCGCCCCGUCCGCCCUCGCACUGGAGCGCGCUCCUCUCCCCGCCCUCAGCCCGGCGGCCCCCCAGCCCCGGCCCCGCGGCCCCGCCGGCCCCGGCCCCGGCCCUCGCAGGCCUGCCCCAGCCCGUGUCGCCCUACGGCUCCCUCCGCCGCCACCCACCGCCUUGGGCCGCCCCAGCUCACGUGCCCCUCACGCCGCCCGCCGGCUGGUGGGCCUUCAUGGAACCUCCUCCCGCGAGCCCGGAGGUGGCCCCCGACCCGCUGGCAUACCCGCGCCCCCGGCCCUCCUUCAGAGGCUCCCGCCGGCUACCAGCGGCCUUCGGCCUUCCCUGGACCCCACUGCCCUCUCCCCAGGCCUCGCUGAGGAGCCUGCCGGGCGUGGGCUACCGCUCGCCCGUGGGGGGCCUGUCGCCUCAGCCAUCCCUCUGUGUUCGGCCCUUCCAGCCUCCCUUCUCGCCCCCACCCCGCCGGCCCCGCUCGCUUCGAGACCCCCUGUCCCCGCGCCGUGGCUCUGGGCGCCUGGGGCCACCGCGCUCGCCAGUGCUGGGCUCCCCGAGGCCGCCCUCGCCGCCCCCUCUGUUGGGCCACAGCUCGCGGUGCCGGUCCCUCAACCUGACCUCGCACCUGCCGCACACAUGGCGCCGGCUCAGUGAGCCCCCAACCAGAGCGGUGAAGCCGCGGGUACGCCAGCCCUUUCCCGGGCCUCCCAGUGCUGGGCCCUGGCCGGUGGCCGCAGCUGCCCCUGAGCGCCGGGAGAGCCAGCGGGAGUCUGAGGACUCAGAGACACCCUGGACAGUGCCCCAGCUGGCUCCCAGCUGGGACGUGGACAUGCCUCCCGCCCAGCGCCCACCCUCUCCCUGGCCAGGAGGUGCAGGCAGCCCCCGGGGUUUUUCCAGGCCACCCCCGGUGCCAGAAAACCCCUUCCUCCAGCACGUGGGCCCUGUGCGGCCCCCUGCUUCCCAGCCUGAGGACCCAGCCUCGGACAUGACCAAUGUCUUCCUGUGUAGACACCAUGACCCAGGGCCUGGACAGUUGCUAAAAUCAGCCAGCCCGAUCCCUGAGAAGCCAGAAGAAGAGGCUGCUCUGGCAGAGCCUCGGCCACCAGCAGAGCCUGAGCCCUCCAGCCUGACACCCCCCAAGGAUUCCCUGCCAGAGCGGAAGGCACUAAGGCUCAGCCUCUCCCACCCGCUGGCCACAUGUGAUAAGAUGAGAGCCACGGGACCACCAUGGCGCCGCUGGGGGACACUGCCCAGUGCCCCAGCCCCCUUGGCACCCUCUGGAGCCCCAGCACCCCUGCCCAAGGCAGGUGAGCGGCGCCAGGCAGGCCCUGGGCGCUUUGCAGUGGUCAUGCCCCAGGUACAAAAACUCAGUGCUUUCCAGCGAGUUCGUCCUGCCGCCCUGCAGCCCCCUGUCCAGGUGACCCAGGACCCAGAGUCCCGCCCCAAGCCAAUAGCCUGGAGUUUGCUCUUGUCCUGUUUCUCGCUACCGGAGGAGGCCCAUCGACCCUGGCCACAAGUGCUCACCAGCCCCCAGUCCUGCCGCCUGGGCCCUGGAGCCAACUGCCUGCCCCAUGGGGGCCCCUGGGAAGAAGUUGGCCCCAAAAGCUGGUGGAACAAGAUGCACUCCAUCCGCAGCCUGCCCCCCACAAGGUUCCGCGAGCAGUGCCGGGACGACGGCGUGGAGGACAUGACGCAGCUGGAAGACCUCCAGGAGACCACCGUGCUGUCCAACCUCAAGACAAGAUUUGAACGGAACCUCAUUUAUACCUACAUCGGCAGCAUCCUGGUGUCUGUGAACCCAUACCGAAUGUUUGGAAUCUAUGGGCCUGAGCAUGUGCAGCAGUACAGCGGGCGGGGCCUGGGAGAAAAUCCCCCGCACCUCUUCGCAAUUGCAAAUCUUGCUUUCGCCAAAAUGCUUGAUGCCAAACAGAACCAGUGCAUAAUCAUCAGCGGAGAGAGCGGUUCUGGGAAAACCGAGUCCACCAAGUUGAUUCUGCGCUACCUGGCUGCCGUGAACCAGAAACGAGGCAUCACGCAACAGAUAAAGAUCCUGGAGGCAACACCCCUCUUGGAGUCCUUCGGUAACGCCAAAACCGUCAGGAACGACAACUCCAGCCGCUUUGGGAAGUUUGUGGAGGUCUUUCUGGAAGGGGGCAUGAUUUCUGGUGCCAUAACCUCCCAGUACCUGCUCGAGAAAUCCAGGAUUGUGUUUCAGGCCAAAAAUGAGAGGAACUACCACAUCUUCUAUGAGCUGCUGGCCGGACUGCCCGCCCAGCUGCGACAGGCCUUCAGUCUACAGGAGGCUGAGACCUACUACUACCUGAACCAGGGCGGGAACUGUGAGAUCUCAGGGAAAAGUGACUCUGAUGACUUCCGCCGGCUUCUGGCCGCCAUGGAGGUGCUAGGCUUUAGCGGUGAAGAUCAGGACAGCAUCUUCCGUAUCUUGGCAUCCAUUCUGCACCUGGGCAAUGUCUACUUCGAGAAGUAUGAGACAGAUGCGCAGGAAACGGCCUCGGUGGUGAGCGCCCGGGAGAUCCAGGCCGUGGCAGAGCUGCUCCAGAUCUCCCCUGAGGGCCUUCAGAAGGCCAUCACCUUCAAAGUGACCGAGACAAUGCGAGAGAAGAUCUUCACCCCACUGACUGUGGAGAGUGCUGUGGAUGCCAGGGAUGCCAUCGCCAAGGUGUUGUAUGCGCUGCUCUUCGGUUGGCUCAUCGCCCGGGUCAACGCUCUGGUGUCCCCUCAGCAGGACACGCUGUCCGUCGCCAUCCUGGAUAUCUAUGGCUUCGAGGACCUGAGCUUCAACAGCUUCGAGCAGCUGUGCAUCAACUAUGCAAAUGAGAACCUUCAGUACCUUUUCAACAAGAUUGUCUUCCAGGAGGAGCAGGAGGAGUACAUUCGGGAACAGAUCGACUGGCGGGAGAUCACCUUUGCCGACAACCAGCCAUGCAUCAACCUCAUCUCGCUGAAGCCCUACGGCAUCCUGCGGAUCCUCGAUGACCAGUGUUGCUUUCCCCAGGCCACAGACCACACAUUUCUACAGAAGUGCCAUUACCACCACGGCGCCAACCCGCUCUACUCCAAGCCCAAAAUGCCACUGCCCGAGUUCACCAUCAAGCACUACGCAGGCAAAGUCACCUAUCAGGUGCACAAGUUCCUAGACAAGAACCACGACCAGGUGCGCCAGGACGUGCUGGAUCUCUUUGUGCGGAGCCGGACGCGGGUGGUGGCACACCUCUUCUCCAGCCACGCCCCACAGGCUGCCCCUCAGCGCCUGGGCCAGAGCAGCUCUGUCACCCGGCUCCACAAGGCACACACAGUGGCCGCUAAGUUCCAACAGUCGCUCCUGGAUCUGGUAGAAAAGAUGGAGAGGUGUAACCCCUUGUUCGUACGGUGCCUGAAGCCCAACCACAAGAAGGAGCCAGGCCUCUUUGAGCCAGACGUGGUUAUGGCGCAGCUGCGCUACUCGGGGGUGCUGGAGACUGUGCGAAUCCGCAAAGAGGGCUUUCCAGUGCGCCUGCCCUUCCAGGUGUUCAUUGACAGGUACCGCUGUCUCGUGGCCCUCAAGCACAACCUGCCAGCCAGCGGGGACAUGUGCGUGUCCGUGCUGAGCCGCCUGUGCACGGUCCUGCCGAGUAUGUACCGCGUCGGGGUCAGCAAGCUGUUCCUCAAGGAGCACCUGCACCAGCUGCUGGAGAGCAUGCGGGAGCGCGUCCUGCACCUGGCGGCCCUCACCCUGCAGCGCUGCCUCCGCGGCUUCCUCAUCCGCCGGCGCUUCCGCUCGCUGCGGCGCAAGAUCGUCCUGCUGCAGAGCCGGGCCCGGGGCUACCUGGCCAGGCAGCGGUAUCAGCAGAUGAGGAGGAACCUGGUGAAAUUCCGGUCCCUGGUGCACACAUACAUGAACCACCGUCAUUACCUCAAGCUGAGGGCAGAGCGGAGGCUCCGGGCGGAGGAGGCGCGGCUCCGGGAGUUGGAGGAGCUGAGCAAGCGGGAGGUGAUAGCUGUGGGGCACCUGGAGGUACCUGCUGAGCUGGCAGGACUCUUACAAGCUGUGGCAGGCCUCAGAGCAGCUCAUGUGCUCCGGGUGGCCCCUGUGCGGACUCCCCGGCUCCAGGCUGAACCCCGUGUCACACUGCCCCUGGAUAUCAACAACUACCCCAUGGCCAAGUUUGUCCGAUGCCACUUUAAGGAACCUGCCUUCGGGAUGCUGACAGUGCCCCUGAGGACACCCCUCACGCGGCUGCCAGCAGAGUGCCACGCGGAAGCCGUGAGCGUCUUCAAGCUGAUCCUGCGUUUCAUGGGCGACCCCCACCUGUAUGGUGCCCAGGAAAAUGUCUUCGGGAACUACAUCGUGCACAAGGGGCUGGCAAUACCUGAACUCCGGGACGAGAUCCUGGCGCAGCUGGCAAACCAGGUGUGGCGCAAUCCCAGUGCCCACAAUGCCGAGCGUGGCUGGUUCUUACUGGCUACCUGCCUUAGCGGCUUUGCACCUUCCUCGCGCCUGAACAAGUACCUGCUCAAGUUUGUGUCUGAUCAUGGGCAGAACGGCUUCCAGGCUGUGUGUCAGCACCGGCUCAUGCAGGCCAUGGGCCAAGGCCAACAGCAGGGUUCUGGGGUGGCCCGCACCUUCCCGCCAACCCAGCUUGAGUGGAGAGCAACCCAGGAGAAGGCCAGCAUGGCGCUGGACGUGGGCUGCUUCAAUGGCGACCAGUUCUCCUGCCCGGUGCACUCCUGGAGUACGGGGGAAGAGGUGGCUGGAGACAUUCUGCGGCACAGGGGCCUGGCAGACGGCUGGCGGGGCUGGACGGUGGCCAUGAGGCAUGGGGUCCAGUGGGCAGAGCUGGCAGGCCACGACUAUGUGCUGGACCUGGUGUCCAACCUCGAGCUGCUCCGGGACUUCCCGAGACAGAAGUCCUACUUCAUCGUGGGUGCAGAAGGGCCUGUGGCCGGCAGGGGAGGCCCCAGAGCGUUGUUUGGGAACAGCUGGGACUCGGAUGAGGACACACCCACCAGGCCCCAGGCCCAGGGACACGUGCCCAGAGUAGCUGACUCCGAUGGGUACUGCAGCCACAACGAGGACGGUACAAAUGGGACCCAGAGAGGGACAGCGAACUACCAAGACUCAGACACCCCGGGAGAACCCUCUGUGCCCCACAAGGGACUGGACGGCUACCUGGACAGCCUCUUCGACCCCGUGCUGUCCUACGGGGAUGCGGACCUGGAGAAGCCAACAGCCAUUGCCUAUCGCAUGAAAGGGGGAGGCCAGCCUGGUGGCAGCGGUAGUAGCAGCACUGAAGACCCCCCCAGGAGACCCCCAGAGCCAAAGCCAAAGCCAAUCCCAGGCCUAGAUGCCUCCACGCUGGCCCUGCAGCAGGCCUUCAUCCACAAGCAGGCCGUCCUCCUGGCCCGGGAGAUGACCCUGCAGGCCAUGGCACUCCAGCAGCAGCCCCUGGGCCCUACCCCAAGGCCCUUGCCCCCGGAGAAACCCCUACCACCAGAGGCACGGCCGCAGUUUGUGGGCACUGGACCCCCAGCCAAGCCUGUGCUCCUCCGCUCCUCUCCAAAGCCUCUGGCCCCUGCCCCUCUGGCCAAGGCGCCAAGACCCCCCACCAAGCCCGUGGCCGUCCCUGUUCUAGCUCAGCACCGGGUUUGUCUAGAAACCACUGCACGCUGUCCAGAUCUGGUCCGGUAUUCCACACUCAACUCAGAGCACUUCCCGCAGCCCACGCAGCAGAUCAAGAACAUCGUGAGGCAGUACCAGCAGCCGCCCCGGGGAGGUCGGCCCGAGGCCCUCAGGAAGGAUGGCGGAAAGAUGUUUGCGAAGCGGCCAGAUCCACACGAGGAGGCGCUAAUGAUCCUCAAGGGGCAGAUGGGCGACCCAGCGGCAGCAGGGGGCAGCCAGGUGCCCAGAGAGGCUGUGGCCUUGGUCAAGCCAGUGACCAGCACACCAAGGCCAUCCGUCGGACCCACUCCAGUGCCGCCGUCGCGGUCUCUGGAGCCCCCUGAGGAACCCCGGCAGACGCGGCUGCACCGCCUAGUGAACCCCAACUUCUACGGCUACCAGGACGCCCCCUGGCGGAUCUUCUUGCGCAAAGAGGUGUUUUACCCCAAGGACAGCUACAGCCAUCCUGUGCAGCUAGACCUCUUGUUCCGGCAGAUCCUCCAUGACACGCUGUCCGAGGCCUGCCUGCGCAUCUCUGAGGAUGAGAGACUGAAGAUGAAGGCCUUGUUUGCCCAGAACCAGCUGGACACACAGCGGCCCCUGGCAACGGAGAGCGUGAAGCGGGCAGUGGUCAGCACCGCACGUGACAGCUGGGAGGUCUACUUCUCCCGCCUCUUCCCCGCCACGGGCAGCGUGGGCACUGGCGUGCAAAUCCUAGCCGUGUCCCACACAGGCAUCAAACUCCUGCGCAUGGUCAAGGGCAGCCGGGAGGCUGGCGGGCAGCUGCAGGUCCUGCGCACGUACAGCUUUGCGGAUAUCCUCUUUGUGACCAUCCCCUCCCAGAACAUGCUGGAGUUCAACCUGGCCAGUGAGAAGGUCAUUCUCUUCUCAGCCCGAGCUCACCAGGUCAAGACCCUGGUGGACGACUUCAUCCUGGAGCUGAAGAAGGGCUCGGACUAUGUGGUCGCGGUGAGAAACUUCCUGCCCGAAGACCCAGCGCUGCUGGCCUUCCACAAGGGCGACAUCAUCCACCUGCAGCCCCUGGAGCCUCCCCGAACGGGGUACAGUGCCGGCUGUGUUGUCCGCAAGAAGGUGGUGUACCUGGAGGAACUACGGCGCAGAGGCCCCGACUUUGGCUGGAGGUUCGGGACCAUCCACGGGCGUGUGGGCCGCUUCCCUUCGGAGCUGGUGCAGCCCGCGGCCGCCCCCGACUUCCUACAGUUGCCAGCUGAGCCAGGCAGGGGCCGGGCUGCAGCUGUGGCUGCUGCCGUGGCCUCCACAGCCGCUGCAUGGGAGGUGGGCCGCAGGAGGGAGGGACCCCCGGUCAGGGCUGGCUGCCCUGAUGGUGCGGAGGAUGGCCCGACUCUCCCCCCGUACUCGAUGCUUGAGUUUGCCCAGAAGUAUUUCCGAGACCCUCAGAGGAAACCCCAGGAUGGCCUCAGGCUCAAAUCCAAGGAAGGCCGGGAAUCCAGAACCUUGGAAGACAUGCUCUGCUUCACCAAGACCCCGCUUCAGGAAUCUCUUAUCGAGCUCAGCGACAGCAGCCUCAACAAGAUGGCCACUGACAUGUUCCUAGCUGUUAUGAGGUUCAUGGGCGAUGCUCCACUGAAAGGCCAAAGUGAACUGGACGUGCUUUACACCCUCCUGAAGCUGUGUGGGGACCAUGAAGUCAUGCGGGACGAAUGUUACUGCCAAGUUGUGAAGCAGAUCACGGACAACACCAGCACCAAGCCGGACAGCUGCCAGCGAGGCUGGAGGUUACUAUACAUCGUGGCUGCCUACCACAGCUGCUCCACGGUCCUCCAGCCACACCUCGUUCGCUUCCUCCAGGACGUGAGCCGGACUCCAGGCCUGCCCUUCCAAGGGAUUGCCAAGGCAUGUGAGCAGAAUCUUCAGAAAACCUUGCGCUCUGGUGGCCGUGUGGAGCUCCCCAGCAGUAUGGAGCUUCGGGCCAUGUUGGCGGGCCGCAGUUCCAAGAGGCAGCUCUUUCUUCUCCCUGGAGGCCUUGAACGCCACCUCAAAAUCAAAACAUGCACCGUGGCCCUGGAUGUGGUGGAGGAGAUCUGUGCCGAGAUGGCUCUGACCCGCCCGGAGGCCUUCAGCGAGUACGUCAUCUUUGUCGUCACCAACCGAGGCCAGCACGUGUGUCCACUCAGCCGCAGUGCGUACAUCCUAGAUGUGGCUUCAGAGAUGGAGCCGGUGGAUGGGGGCUACAUGCUGUGGUUCCGGCGUGUGCUCUGGGAUCAGCCCCUCAAGUUUGAGAAUGAGCUCUUUGUGACCAUGCACUACAACCAGGUCCUGCCCGACUACCAGAAGGGCCUCUUCAGCAGCGUGCCAGCCGGCCAGCCCAGCGAGCAACAGCUGCAGCAGGUGUCCAAGCUGGCCUUGCUACAGCACCGGGCCAAGGGCCACUCCCACCUGCCCAGCGUGCGAGAGAUUCAGGACUACAUCCCAGCCCAGCUCUACCGCUCCCUGGCCGGCUCUGCCUGGCUCGGCCUGCUGGGCCAGCACCGACAGCAGACACAGGCGCUCAGCCCCCACCAGGCCCGGGCCCAGUUUCUGGGUCUCAUCAGCGCCCUACCCAUGUUCGGCUCCUCCUUCUUCUUCGUCCAGAGCUGCAGCAAUGCCACGGUGCCAGCCCCCUGCAUCCUCGCUGUCAACCAGAAUGGCCUCAACUUCCUCAGCACUGAGACCCACGAGCUGAUGGUGAAGUUCCCCCUGAAAGAGAUCCAGUCAACUCGAACCCAGAGACCCACAGCCAGCUCCAGCUACCCAUAUGUGGAGAUCGCGCUGGGGGAUGUGGCCACCCAGCGUACCAUGCAGCUGCAGCUAGAGCAGGGUCUGGAGCUGUGUCGGGUGGUGGCUGUGCACGUGGAGAACCUGCUCAGUGCCCGGGAGAAGCGGCUCACGCUGCCCCCCAGUGAGAUUACGCUGCUUUGAUCCAGCCCCCAGCCCUCCUGCUGCCCUUUACCAGAAGGCUUGCUGUGUGGCCCCAGGGGACUUACUGGGCCUCUGUGGGCCAGUGACCCCUGGAAGGGGCCAGACCCUUGAUGCGGAGACCAAGAUUGGGUAGGACAAAUGACCUAAGUCCCUGGGAACACAAGAAGACAGAUCCACAACUGGGAUGGAAUUGCAGUGUGCAAACUUGGGUCAGAUAACAGGAAGAACUUCCAAAGGCUGGCCCAUGGGGACUGGAGUCACAUACCCCAUAUGGGCCUGGCCCUGACUCACACCCAUGGCAGAGAAGCCCCACACCAAUGGCCUAGUCAAACUGGACUGUGAAUUUGGUUUACCGCAGGUCUGACUUUUUAAAAAAGAUUUUAUUUAUUUGACAGACAGAGAUCACAAGUAGGCAGAGAGCCAGGCAGAGAGAGAGGAAGGGAAGCAGGUUCCCUGCUCAGCAGAGAGUCCGAUGAGGGGCUCGAUCCCAGGACCCUGGGAUCAUGACCUGAGCCAAGCGCAGAGGCUUAACCCACUAAGCCACUCAGGUGCACCAGGUCUGAUGUUCAAGUCUGCCCCAGCCCCACAUCUCAGCCCCUCACGUGUCCUCCUUGAGUGCUCCAUGCACUGCUGGUCAGCUGGGAUUUGGGACCCUUGGUCAUGUCUGUGCACAUAAAAGAUGUGCCUGGCAGCCAUUCCUCCCCCCCGCCCCCAUGCAGUUGCUGAGUAGCUGGAAAAGCGGUGUAAGGGAGGAGGCAGGAACUGGAGGCCCAGCUGGGCCCCUGACUCACUGCCCGUGAUUACAGCUUCUAGCAGAGACCUGUCCCUACUUCUCCCUGCAGACCCCUGUCCCCCAACUCCACACUCAUUAGGUGGCCUCGACCCCAGGGCCCCAUUGCUGAAUGGCUUACACAAGGUUUGAGGGGUAUAGUGGUGGGAGAGAGAAGUUUCACAUCAGAGUCUGGGGAGGAAGAAGUCUGGGAAAGGCUUCCUUAGAGAAGGGAACAUUGGUGUUGGGUUUUGAAGGAUGGGUAGAUGUUUGCUAGGAAUAGAUGGAAGGAAAGUGAAUGAACGUUCCAAAUAGACAAAACAGUGUUCGUUCCCUACUGUUAUCCCCCCAGAGCCUAGGACAAUGCCUAUCACAGAGUGGGCACUUAAGCGUUUGUUACACGGAUAAAAGAAUAAAUAAAUGUUGA